AUGGCACCGAUACGUCAACAUGGAACAACAUCAACUAGUCCGAGUCUUGCCAAUUACACGUUUGAUCAUCCAUAUUAUGUUAAAGAUCGGGUAAAUCAUCCUGCUACUAGUUUUGGCUCAAUUGGCGCAUCAACCUCUAGUAGUCGUUCAUCUCACACACCGGUAACUGAAUUUCAACCACCAUAUUUUCCACCACCUUACAAUACAUCGUUACAUCAUAAUCAUCAAUUUGAUUUACAAGCGGCUGUUACAUCUGUCGGUGGUAAUGUUCCAUUGGAUUAUGGGUCAUCACCAUUCAAUACAAAUCAUCAUCAACAUCAUUCUUACAGUAAUGAUAGACACAAUUUACUUCGUUCAACUGGAAUGGGUAGUGGAAAUGAUACCCUUCAAAUGCCAGGAUCAACAUUCGGACAAUACGAUAGUCGAGCAUAUGCUGAAUAUGCAUCGUAUUACAGUCGACAUGCAAUGGCCAUUGAUCCAGAAUCAUUACAACUAUAUCGAAAUAAUUUAUUAACAACAGAAAGUCCAUCAAGUUUUAGAGUACCUGGUUUGGACGAAGUAGCAAAUCCAUUAACAGAACAUUACAGAGCCACAUUUCAAAGAGAUUUUCGUCGCCCGGAUACAAAAGAUGGAAUUGCGUUGACAAUAUCUGGCAGUGUUGCUCCAUCCGAUGUAUUUUGCAAUGUUCCUGGACGUUUGUCGCUCCUAAGUUCAAAUUCAAAAUAUAAAGUAACAGUAGCCGAAGUACAACGACGAUUGUCACCACCUGAGUGUUUGAAUGCAUCAUUAUUAGGUGGAAUAUUACGAAGAGCAAAGUCCAAAAACGGUGGACGUAUAUUACGAGAAAAAUUAGAGAAAAUUGGUGUAAAUUUACCUGCUGGAAGACGAAAAGCAGCUACUGUCACAUUGUUAACAUCACUUGUUGAAGGAGAAGCAACUCAUUUAGCUCGAGAUUUUCAUUAUGUAUGUGAUCAAGAGUUUCCUGCAAGACAAUGUGCGGAAUAUAAUGCACGACAUCAUCAUCAUGAUAUAUCUGAGAUAUCGAAACGAAAAGCAAUGAUUCUUGCGUCGAAGCAAUUAGUGAAAGAAUUCACCGAAUUAUUGAGUCAAGAUCGUUCGCCAUUGGGUAAUUGCCGUUUGAAUCCAGUAUUAGACCCAUCUGUACAAAGACAUUUGACACAUUUUUCGUUAAUUACACAUGGAUUCGGUUCACCAGCAAUUGUGGGUGCAAUGGCUGCAUUUCAAAAUUAUAUGACAGAAAUGGUUAAAUUCUAUGAUAAGACAUAUACUAACAACAAUAACAAUAGUGGAGGUGGACAUGUACACAAUGAGAUGAAUAUAGCAAAAAUGGACAAAAAAGAUGAUCGAUGA
Molecule: messenger RNA, 1371 nt
Organism: Didymodactylos carnosus
Lineage: Eukaryota; Metazoa; Rotifera; Eurotatoria; Philodinida; Philodinidae
Source: the annotation of a GenBank genome assembly